Molecule: messenger RNA, 1001 nt
Organism: Penicillium verrucosum
Lineage: Eukaryota; Fungi; Ascomycota; Eurotiomycetes; Eurotiales; Aspergillaceae
Product: cytochrome P450
Exons: 2
Coding region: 51-1001 (316 amino acids)
Molecular function (GO): iron ion binding; heme binding; oxidoreductase activity, acting on paired donors, with incorporation or reduction of molecular oxygen
Source: RefSeq, a predicted model, not a curated record
AAUGGCACCAAGUCAACCUGAGAUACACAACGAGUCAAAUUGUGGCACAAAUGGUAUGCCGAGCAUUUCUCGGUGAUGAAGACCUGUGUAAAAAUCAAGUCUGGCUAAAUCUGAUGUUUGAAUUUCUGGAAACCACAUUUAUCGCCGCUCAUGAUUUACGUCGAUGGCCAAUUCCUAUGAGACGCAUUGUUUCCCGGUUUAGUCCAAUGUGUCGGUUGGUUCGGACACAGAUUCAAGAGGUUGAGAAAUACCUAAAGCCUCUGCUUGACAAAGAAGUUGGCCCUGAUUCAGAACUCAACUCGCUUGAGUGGGCCAAGGAGGCGAGCAAAGGCUCCUCAUACGACUUUACUACGUUUCUGCUCACACUUGCGCUCGCUUCACUAGAUACGACCAGCGAUUUGAUUGCAAAGGCUAUGUGUGACCUCUCCGAGAAUCCGGCUCUGGUAGAGGACAUUCGAAAAGAAAUCAUUGAGACCGUCGGAAAAGAGGGUUUGACCAAGUCAUCUACACAGCGGCUAUACCUUUUGGACAGUGCAGUAAAGGAAUCCCAAAGACUCAGACCACUCGGGUACAGCAACAUGGAGCGAUUCGCCAAAGAGAAGGUAGUUUUACCCGAUGGUUUGAUUAUCCCGAAGGGAACUUCAAUCAUGGUAUCAGCAUGUCAUAUGAUGGACUCCUCAGUCUGGACGGAUGGAGACAAAUACGACGGCUACCGAUUUGCAAAUUUGCGAAAGAACGCGAAGAAUUCGUUGACAAGCCCUUACCAGCUUACCUCCACGAGCCCGGAUCAUAUGGGCUUUGGACAUGGCAAACAGGCAUGCCCUGGAAGACAUUACGCUGCAAUCUUUCUCAAAAUAGCGCUAUGCCACAUUAUUAUGAAGUAUGACUUCAAUGUGAACCUACCGGAAGAAGGUCGCAUUCAGUUGCGUGGGCAUAAUAUCCUACCACACUCAAACAUCAAAGUCAACCUCAGACGACGGAAAGAGGAAAUAUCUUUUUGA